Molecule: messenger RNA, 1344 nt
Organism: Vespa velutina
Lineage: Eukaryota; Metazoa; Arthropoda; Insecta; Hymenoptera; Vespidae
Product: small integral membrane protein 14
Exons: 6
Coding region: 338-661 (107 amino acids)
Cellular component (GO): endoplasmic reticulum
Source: RefSeq, a predicted model, not a curated record
UCACUCUCAUGUAUCUCGAUUGCGGUUACGUUCUGCGCUAAUUUUUUUUUUUUUUCCUUUACAGUACUAUAAGUAACGAUCGUGAUCCAACGUUCUCCUUCGAUUUUUCUCCCUUUUUUUUUUUCUUACUGUACUUUUUAACAAAAAAAUAUAUAUACAUAUUAUCAACGUAUAUCUAUCAACGAAUAUUGUGUGAAACGAAUCCCGCAUCUCUCAGAUAGGACGUAUACAAGGACAUAUAAUUCAAACAGAAAUUGCACGCAUCUCCCAAGGUUACAAUUAAGAGGGCAUUAGCAAUUAAAUUCGAGACAUCGCGAAGAUACCUGCGUUGUUAACAAUGAGCGACGAUUCCGAUCUUUGCAAAUGUAUAUGGCCUAACGACUUGCUCAUGCAACGUCUACUUUCUAUCUUACGACUAACACAAAAUUACUGUACAGACAAUGAAUGUUUUAGCUUCUCAAGGUUGCCAGGACCGCCUCCUGUACAGCCAUCUUCUAAUUUUUUCAUGACAUGUUUAUUCUUUGCAUUUAUUGUUUUAAUGUAUAUUAUCAGACCAAGAUCUCUUCGACAUGCAUCAUUGCGGAGCAAUGUUGCUAAAAAUCGAAACGAUAUAUCCGGUUCAAGCGAUGAUCCUCCAACACCACCACCUACAGGAAAUUAAAAAAUACAGAAAGAGUAGAUGUCUAGAGAAAUUUUGUUCUACUCUCAUAGUUGGAUUAAUCAAGUCUGGAAAGUAACAAUAUUGGAAGAGUAAUUAUGAAUCAAAAGAUUCAUGAUCUGAAAUCUUUUUUCUCAUUUUCUUUUGUUUUUGUCUCCCCCUCCCCCUUUUUUUUUAUUAUGCAAAUGUUAUAAAAAUUUAUAUUCAGUAUUAAUUAUCAAACGAUAUAAUAUUAUAUUUUAUAUGGGAACGCAGUUUUAAUAAAACUAUAUUUUAUAUUCUAUUCUAUUCUAUUCUAUUCUAUUCUAUUCUAUUCUUUCCAUUUCUUCCUAUUAACAGCUCGUUCACAGCGAAUCGCUAAUUUAUUCUAAUUAAUUAUUUUACUAUCUUCUAUAGUGACGCAUAUGUUAUACGUGUAUGUUAUGACGCAUAUGGUGUAUUACAAUGUGUAUAGUAAUUAUGUAAAAUAUUAGCACUAAUUAUGAUAAAAUAAGGCAUCUCAAAGUUUAAUAUUUUAUAACACAAUUGUAUAACAAUGGGUAUGGCGUAUUUAUAAUUAGUAUAAGGGAAUUAUUUUGUCAUAAAAAUUUAUUAUGCAAAUUAUUCUUUCCAUUCCAAUUGUAUGAUAGUUGUAAAAAUGUACGAUGACUGAACAUAUUUUAAUAAAUACUUUUUUUCUUCCGUAA